CAAGGGGAUCAUUCUAAGGUGCCCCGGGAAUAGGCUGCUCUCCCCGGGGCCGGGCGUCUUGGGGCAUUCGAACCCAGCAGCCUGGCUGCAGGUAGACUCGAGGGCAGUGGCGGGGGCUAGUGUGGCGACUGUGGGUUGAGAGGCAAGCUGGGGAAAGGGGUGAGGUGGAGCGACCGAGCGUGCCAUGCAUUGAGCUAGGGAGCCUCGCUCAAUUCCACUUUUAAGCUCGGCGUGGGAGCGAUGCCUAAUGGGUUGUCCAAGAAGGCUUCUUCGAGGCCUCUUGGGUGUCUAGUCGACCGGGCUGCGGGCGUCCUCUGGACUGGGCCAGGGGCGGUCGGCGCCACGGUAGGCACACGCCUGGUGGCUCAGCUGUGGGAGUUUUCGGCUGGCGUCCGGCGGGGAAUUACCCGAGGAGCCCUAACUUGUAUAAAAGCAGAGUCCAUUUAAAGUUGGGCAGGAUAGCCUCUCUCUCAUUGGCUAGGAGGCUUGGAAAAAAGAGACUCGGCGAGCCCUCGCUGUGGUGCUGCCGCCGCCGCCGCUGGAGUUGACUCUUCUGCUCGUACUGCUGCUGCAGCACAAACGUGACUUCCAACAUUUUUAAAAUUUAUCUUUCCUUUUUCUUUUCCAAGAUGUAACUACAGAUCAGACACUAAGGACCUUCACGUUUCGCUGAUGUAGUUUUUGGAGGAAAAAGGGGGGGAGUGAAGGGCGUCGUUUUUUUUUUGUUUUUUUUUUUGUGUGUGUUUCGGGGGAAAUUUUCCAUUAUGAGUGUUUUACUAAAGUGAAUUUUUGUUGUUGUUGUUGUUUGCUUCGUUCGUCCUUGGCUAUUUUUUUCCUUUCCAAUUUCGGAUUUAUUUCAAGACGAAUCGGGCUUUUGGGGGAAGAGGAAGAAAAGUCGGAUUACAAGAUCAACCACCACCAACAAUAAAAACCACCAGGAUAUUUUUUUGCAAAUUUUUGACGGCUUUAAAUUCAUGAAGCAAUUGUCCCCUUUUGCAAUCACCAUUUGGAUCUCAGAAUGAGCAAGGAAAGACCCAAGAGGAAUAUCAUUCAGAAGAAAUACGAUGACAGUGAUGGGAUUCCAUGGUCAGAAGAAAGGGUGGUACGUAAAGUCCUUUAUUUGUCUCUGAAGGAAUUCAAGAAUGCCCAGAAAAGGCAGCACGGGGAAGGCAUUGCUGGGAGCCUGAAAGCAGUAAAUGGGCUCCUUGGUAAUGGCCAGUCUAAGGGAUUAGGACCAGCAUCAGAACAGUCAGAGAAUGAGAAGGACGAUGCAUCCCAAGUGUCCUCUACUAGCAACGAUGUUAGUUCUUCAGAUUUUGAAGAAGGGCCGUCAAGGAAAAGGCCUAGGCUGCAAGCACAAAGGAAGUUUGCUCAAUCUCAGCCGAAUAGUCCCAGCACAACUCCAGUAAAGAUAGUGGAGCCAUUGCUACCCCCUCCAGCUACUCAAAUUUCUGACCUCUCUAAAAGGAAGCCUAAGACAGAAGAUUUUCUUACCUUUCUCUGCCUUCGAGGUUCUCCUGCGCUGCCCAACAGCAUGGUAUAUUUUGGAAGCUCUCAGGAUGAGGAGGACGUCGAGGAGGAAGAUGAUGAGACAGAAGACGUCAAAGCAGCCAACAACAAUGCUUCAUCUUCAUGCCAGUCAACCCCCAGGAAAGGAAAAACCCACAAGCAUGUUCAUAAUGGGCAUGUUUUCAAUGGUUCCAGCAGGCCAUCACGGGAGAAAGAACCUGUUCAAAAACACAAAAGCAAAGAGGCCACUCCCGGGAAGGAGAAGCACAGCGACCAGCGGACUGACAGCCGGAGGGAACAGGCUCCAGCAAACCACCCCCCAGCUGCCCCCUCCACAGGCUCCUCGGCCAAGGGGCCCACCGCUAAUCACCAUCACCCACCUCUGCAUCGGUCGGCUCAGGAUUUACGGAAACAGGUUUCUAAGGUAAAUGGAGUCACUCGAAUGUCAUCUCUGGGUACAAGUGCAACCAGUGCCAAAAAGAUGCGCGAAGUCAGACCUUCACCGUCCAAAACUGUGAAGUACACUGCAACGGUGACUAAGGGGACUGUCACAUACACCAAAGCCAAGAGAGAACUGGUCAAGGAAACCAAACCCAAUCACCACAAGCCCAGUUCAGCUGUCAACCACACAAUCUCAGGGAAAACUGAAAGUAGCAAUGCAAAAACCCGCAAACAGGUGCUAUCCCUCGGAGGGGCUUCCAAGUCCACAGGGCCCGCCACCGCCAUCAAUGGUCUCAAGGUCAGUGGCAGGUUGAACCCAAAGUCAUGCACUAAGGAGGUGGGGGGGCGGCAGCUGAGGGAGGGGCUGCGGAAUUCCAAGAGGAGACUGGAAGAGGCACAGCAGGCUGCAAAGCCUCAGUCGCCCCCCAAGAAGAUGAAAGGGGCAGCCAGCCCUGCUGAAACCCCUGGCAGGAAGGCAGCCACUGCUCCAGCUCCAGCUCCUGCUCCAGCUCCAGCUCCAGCUCCAGCUCCAGCUCCUGCUCCUGCUCCAGCUCCAGCUCCAGCUCCAGCUCCUGCUCCUGCUCCUGCUCCUGCUCCUGCUCCAGCUCCAGCUCCAGCUCCAGCCCCAGCCCCAGCCCCAGCAGAGAAAGCUCUGCUGAAUGGACACGUGAAGAAGGAAGCACCCGAGCCGAGCUCAGAAAGAAACCGGCCCAAAAGGGCUACGGCCGGGAAGAGCACGCCCGGCAGACAAGCACACGGCAAGACAGACGGCGCCUCCUGUGAAAAUCGUUCUACCUCGCAAACAGAGCCCUUGCACAAGCUGUACGAUGUGGCGGCCAAGCCUGAGAAGGGGCCCAGGGCCGGCUGGGCGGCCAUGGACGAGAUCCCCGUCCUCCGGCCAUCGGCCAAGGAGUUUCAUGACCCACUCGUCUACAUCGAGUCGGUCCGUGCUCAGGUGGAGAAGUACGGCAUGUGCAGGGUCAUCCCCCCUCCGGACUGGCGGCCCGAGUGCAAACUCAAUGACGAGAUGCGGUUUGUCACGCAGAUUCAGCACAUCCACAAGCUGGGCCGGCGUUGGGGCCCCAAUGUGCAGCGGCUGGCCUGCAUCAAAAAGCACCUCAGAUCUCAGGGCAUCACCAUGGAUGAGCUCCCACUCAUAGGAGGCUGUGAGCUCGACCUGGCCUGCUUUUUCCGGCUAAUUAAUGAGAUGGGUGGCAUGCAGCAAGUGACUGACCUCAAAAAAUGGAACAAACUAGCAGACAUGCUGCGCAUCCCCAAAACUGCCCAGGACCGGCUGGCCAAGCUCCAGGAGGCCUACUGCCAGUACCUACUCUCCUAUGACUCCCUGUCCCCAGAGGAGCACCGGCGGCUGGAGAAGGAGGUGCUGAUGGAGAAGGAGAGCUUGGAGAAGCGGAAGGGCCCUCUGGAGGGCCACACAGAGCAUGACUACAACAAAUUCCACCCCCUGCCCCGCUUCGAGCCCAAGAACGGGCUCAUCAAUGGCGUGGCCCACAGGAAUGGCUUCCGCAGCAAGCUCAAAGAGGUGGGCCAGGCCCAGCUCAAGACAGGCCGACGGCGACUCUUUGCUCAGGAAAAGGAAGUGGUGAAAGAGGAGGAGGAGGACGACAAAGGUGUCCUCAGUGACUUCCACAAGUGUAUAUAUAAGGGAAGGUCUGUUUCUUUAACGACUUUUUACCGAACAGCAAGAAAUAUCAUGAACAUGUGCUUCAGUAAGGAGCCUGCACCAGCUGAAAUUGAGCAAGAGUACUGGCGGCUAGUGGAAGAGAAGGACUGCCACGUGGCUGUGCACUGUGGCAAAGUGGACACCAAUACUCACGGCAGCGGCUUCCCAGUGGGGAAAUCCGAACCCUUCUCAAGGCACGGAUGGAACCUCACCGUCCUCCCCAAUAACACGGGGUCCAUCCUGCGUCACCUCGGUGCUGUGCCUGGAGUGACUAUUCCCUGGCUAAAUAUUGGCAUGGUCUUUUCUACCUCAUGCUGGUCUCGAGACCAAAACCACCUUCCCUACAUCGACUACUUACACACUGGUGCUGACUGCAUUUGGUAUUGCAUUCCUGCUGAGGAGGAGAAUAAGCUGGAGGAUGUGGUCCACACCCUGCUGCAGGCCAACGGGACCCCAGGGCUGCAGAUGCUGGAAAGCAACGUGAUGAUCUCCCCGGAGGUGCUGUGCAAGGAGGGGAUCAAGGUGCACAGGACUGUGCAGCAGAGCGGCCAGUUCGUUGUCUGCUUCCCGGGCUCCUUCGUGUCCAAAGUGUGCUGCGGCUACAGCGUCUCUGAGACCGUGCACUUUGCCACCACCCAGUGGACGAGCAUGGGAUUCGAGACGGCCAAGGAAAUGAAGCGUCGCCACAUAGCCAAGCCAUUCUCCAUGGAGAAGUUACUCUACCAGAUUGCACAAGCAGAAGCAAAAAAGGAAAAUGGUCCCACCCUCAGUACCAUCUCAGCCCUUCUGGAUGAGCUCAGGGAUACAGAGCUGCAGCAGCGGAGGCAGCUGUUUGAGGCUGGCCUCCACUCCUCCGCGCGCUACGGCAGCCAUGACAGCACCAGCACUGUGGCAGAUGGCAAGAAAAAGCCUCGAAAGUGGUUGCAGUUGGAGACCUCAGAGAGGAGGUGUCAGAUCUGCCAACACUUGUGCUACUUGUCCAUGGUCGUACAGGAGAAUGAAAAUGUUGUGUUCUGCCUGGAGUGCGCUCUGCGCCACGUGGAGAAGCAGAAGUCCUGCCGAGGACUGAAGUUGAUGUACCGCUACGAUGAGGAACAAAUUAUCAGCCUGGUCAAUCAGAUCUGUGGCAAGGUAUCUGGUAAGAAUGGCAGCAUUGAGAACUGUCUCAGUAAACCUGCACCAAAAAGAGGGCCCCGCAAGAGAGCGACCGUGGACGUGCCGCCAUCCCGGCUUGCCUCCUCCAGUUCAUCCAAAAGUGCUUCGAGCUCGUCGUGAAGAUGCCAACACCCAUGGUCGAUCGAUAUAUAUUUUUUUGUAAUUAUAUUCUAGUUUGGAGUACUUGCCGUAGGAUACAAGCUGUCUUUGCACUAGCUCUAAAGAAGAUUUUCUUCUGGUUUUAGAGGACUAAUUUUGUUUUAGCAUUAAACUGUUGAAUUUUUUUGUUUUUGUUUUUUGUUUUUUUUUAUUUUAUUUUUUUUAGAAUACCUAGAUACUGCAGUCAGAUUUUGGAAACUGCCGUAAUAUCCACUGUUUUAAAACCCUUGAAGGGGCUGUAUUAAUUUGUAUUGCCCCUUUGGCUAACAAAAGCCUUUAUUUUAUUUUAUUUUAUUUUAUUUUGGUAACUGUUGGGGAAAAAAGGCUUUUUAACCCAUUUUUGAAGAGGGUGAAGUUUGGAGAACAAAUUUUAAAACCAUCAGUCAUGUGAGCAGAUUUUUCUAGAGAGGAAAAGGGAUAGGCGACACACACACAUACAAAACUUGAAAAGGAAUGGCUUUACUUUGGCUGUCUUUUCUUCUGCCAUGUGCAAGAUAAGUUUGUAAUUUUAAAACCGGAGAACCCCCAUUUUGUUUGCUUGGGCGGUUAUGGCAGCUAGAGGCGGACGUUGUUUUCUGACCAUAGGCAAAAUGAGAUUUGAGUGACGAGGUUCUCUUUACCAGCACAUCACUAUGCAUCUGUCUGUAAGGAAAAAAGAAAAAGCAAGAGGGGAGAAAAAGACUGCCUGCCUUUGGAGGGGUCACGUGAGGGAAACCUGUGCCUGAUUUCAUUAGGAAAUCCAUUCUGUUAUUUUUUUGGUGCUGUUGGCUACUUUAUCAAAAAACCCUUCAAUAGCAUCCUUAAGAAAAAAGAAAAAGGAAAAAAAAAUAACUGAAGCCAUUAAGUGCUUCUUUGUCAUAGAUGUGCAAUCUUUCUAACAUUCCAUCUCCAUCUCACUGCUUGUUUUUCACCUUCACAAGUCAGCAUUAAUCUUUUUUUUUCCCCAGUUUGUUUUAUGAUCACAUUUAGAGCCACUAGGUCUGCAGUUCUUUUUGAAUGUGAAAAUGCAUCUGCGCUCAUCUUGUCUAUUUUUUCUCUUCAUGUUGUAACAAAAAGGAAAAAAAAUGAAAAAAAAAGAAAAAAAAUCCCAUCCCUUUUGUACAUAUGCCUGUAAAUUGUUUUAAAUACUUGAGCCUUUUUCUUGGUGGGGGGAGGGGAGGGAGGUGAGAAGACAAGAUGAAGAAAAGCCUUACAUUUUAGUUUCUUCAUCGGUUGGAUUGGAUGCUUACAGGGUUUUUCUUGUAACAUUUAUAAGUGCUGCUUACAUCACUGAACAACAACAACAAAAAAUAAUAAUGGAGUAGCUGUUGCCCUUCUCCGGUUGUGUGUACAGUAUGUGUGGAAUAAAAAAGGGAAACUGUUUUCACAA
Messenger RNA from Erinaceus europaeus (western European hedgehog), 6317 nucleotides. RefSeq names its product jumonji and AT-rich interaction domain containing 2 (gene JARID2). The transcript has 18 exons. Bases 1019 to 4909 code for a protein of 1296 amino acids. NCBI's taxonomy places the organism in Eukaryota, Metazoa, Chordata, Mammalia, Eulipotyphla, Erinaceidae. The record is from RefSeq and is a predicted model, not a curated record. Gene Ontology annotation, cellular component: nucleus. Gene Ontology annotation, biological process: chromatin remodeling. Gene Ontology annotation, molecular function: DNA binding; histone demethylase activity.